Molecule: messenger RNA, 1340 nt
Organism: Daphnia magna
Lineage: Eukaryota; Metazoa; Arthropoda; Branchiopoda; Diplostraca; Daphniidae
Gene: Aps
Product: diphosphoinositol polyphosphate phosphohydrolase 2
Exons: 4
Coding region: 428-880 (150 amino acids)
Biological process (GO): diphosphoinositol polyphosphate metabolic process; adenosine 5'-(hexahydrogen pentaphosphate) catabolic process; diadenosine hexaphosphate catabolic process
Cellular component (GO): nucleus; cytoplasm
Molecular function (GO): bis(5'-adenosyl)-hexaphosphatase activity; diphosphoinositol-polyphosphate diphosphatase activity; bis(5'-adenosyl)-pentaphosphatase activity
Source: RefSeq, a predicted model, not a curated record
CAGUCCCGAAAAUGCGUGGCUGAAGGAAGCUGAACAAGUUUAACAGUUUAUCCUUUGACUGCUUUGACGGUUCCGUCUAGGAGCCUGCUCUUGUACUGUACGCUAUGCAUAAUGUGCAAUAACAGACUAGCCUACAUAAUGGUGCAUGGUGGCUAUACAGUGUCUACACGUCUCAUUGCAACACAAUAGCGCCUGAAAGUUCUGUUUUUCAGUUAAACGAAAUCUCAACUUACAAUAAUUUAGAGGAAAAGUUGUGUUCUUCCUUAAGUACGGUAGCCUACUGAAAAGAAAUCCGUAGUUCACAGAAUUGUGGAUUUCUCUGCGUGAUAUCUGAAACAAGAAAAGAAACUUUUUUCUCGCUGUUUUGACUGUUGCAACACUAUUCGUUGUGUAUUUCUACUUAGUCUUGGUUAAGCCAAAGCAUAAAAUGGUGAAAGAUAAGCCAAAUUCGACCAGGGUGUACGAUGACGAUGGUUAUCGAAAAAGGGCAGCUUGUGUAUGUGUCAAAGAAAAUGACCAAAAUCAAAUUCUCCUUGUAUCAUCUUCCAAUGAGAGCAGUAGUUGGAUAGUUCCUGGUGGUGGGCUUGAACCUGAAGAAAUGCCUCCCGAAACUGCGGUUCGAGAAGUCAUGGAAGAGGCUGGUGUUUCCGGGCGUCUUGGCGUUUGUCUUGGUGUUUUUGAAAAUAACGAGAGAAAACACCGAACUACUGUCUACGUUCUACAUGUAACGGAUGAACUAUCUGAAUGGGACGAUUCAAAAACAAUUGGGAGACGUCGCAAAUGGUUUCGAUUUGACGAAGCCCUUGAUCAUUUAACUGCUCACAAGCCUCUGAUGGCUCAAUGGCUGCUGAACAUAGCAAAAGCUGAAGCCCCAAGAUAAUUUCCUCGAAAAAUCUUAUCAUUGAGGCCUGAAUGUGGUCCCAUUAUAUAAUAUUGUCUUGCUCCUGAAAAUUAGGCUCUAGAUAAUUAGGUCUAGUCAGCCUUCAAGUAACUGGGUAAUCCAUGAUACUGCUGAAAAUCUUUGAUUCUGUUCUUCCAUAAUUUUUCCUAUCCUUUCAUUUUUUUUUUUUUUUAGUUUUCUUGUAUGAGUAAAAAUUUUUACUACUUUUACAUUUUACCGUUUUGGCAUUGCUAAGUCUAAAACUCGUUGCAUGGGGAAUGUUUGUAAGCGAGAUUAACGAACUUUUGUACGACAAUGGCAAGGUGUUCAAGUCACCCCCUUAAGUGAUGGUGCUGGAGAUGAACAUUAUUUUUAGGUUAAAGGCAGUGCAAAAUGAAGUUUUUGGUGUUGGAAACAAACGGAUUUAACGAGCGAUAUAAUAAAUGAAUUAUUUACACUU